Messenger RNA from Aspergillus nomiae NRRL 13137, 1157 nucleotides. Its product is annotated as electron transfer flavoprotein subunit alpha/FixB family protein. The coding region runs from base 82 to 1125 and encodes 347 amino acids. The record is from RefSeq and is a predicted model, not a curated record. NCBI's taxonomy places the organism in Eukaryota, Fungi, Ascomycota, Eurotiomycetes, Eurotiales, Aspergillaceae. The transcript has 3 exons. Gene Ontology annotation, molecular function: electron transfer activity; flavin adenine dinucleotide binding. Gene Ontology annotation, cellular component: mitochondrion.
CAGUUGCACCUACUAGUACUUGUUGGCAGCCCGACAAGAGCUCAGAGCAGGUUCUCAUAACUCACUCCAAUAUAUACCAUCAUGAUCCCGAUCGCAAGACAUUCGGCCCUUCGCGCCGCCCGCUCGCAACUCGCUCCGCGGGCCUUUAACCAGUCUGCACUCGCCCGCCUUCUCUCCACCUUGGCCGUCCUUGAACAGCGUGAUGGCAAGCUCCAGACCUCAUCGCUCUCUGCGAUUGCAGCUGCGCAGAAGCUAGGAGGGCCCGUCACUGCCUUCGUGGCUGGAAACGGCGUCAAGGGAACCUCGGCUGCGGAGGCAGCUAAGAUUAAGGGUCUGGAUAAGGUAGUGGCCGUGGACAGCGAGGCUUAUGAGAAGGGCCUGGCCGAGAACUACGCUCCUCUUCUCGUUGAGAACAUCAAGAAAGGCGAAUACACCCACAUCAUUGGCGGCCACUCCGCUUUCGGAAAGAGUCUUCUGCCUCGUGUGGCAGCUUUGCUGGAUGUUCAGCAGGUAUCCGAUAUCACCGGAAUUGAGAGCGAGGACACUUUCGUCCGCCCUAUCUACGCUGGAAACGCCAUCCUCACUGUUCAGUCGAGCGACCCCAUCAAGGUCCUCACCGUCAGAGGCACUGCUUUCCAGGGUGUUGAGACCGAGGGUGGCUCCGCGGAGGUCGUUGAGGGAGUUGACCCCAAGGCACCCGCCCAGACCGAGUGGGUUUCUGAGGAACUUGCCAAGUCUGAGCGCCCCGACCUGGGUACCGCAUCCCGUGUUGUGUCCGGUGGCCGUGGCUUGAAGUCGAAGGAGGAAUUCGACCGGGUGAUGGUGCCUUUGGCCGAUACGCUCGGAGCUGCCAUUGGCGCUUCCCGUGCCGCUGUUGACAGUGGCUUCGCUGAUAACAGUCUACAGGUUGGUCAGACGGGCAAGAAUGUUGCGCCUCAGCUGUAUCUCUGCGCUGGUAUCUCCGGUGCUAUCCAGCAUCUUGCUGGUAUGAAGGACAGCAAGGUUAUUGCUGCUAUCAACAAGGACCCCGAUGCUCCCAUCUUCCAGGUUGCGGAUGUCGGCCUUGUCGGCGAUCUUUUCGAGAAAGUACCUGAGUUGACCGAAAAGUUGAAGAGCCAGGCUUAGUUUGGCUUAUCGCUUUUGUUCUUGUAUCAUGA